GGUCGUACUCCUGCACCGGGUGAGGUGCAUUUUGUGUCUGUAGGCGUCCUACCUGAUCGAGUAGCGGGUGCAGCCCGCGGCACCAGCCGCGGUAGGAGGGCCCAGCUGGGGUCUAAGGGCGCUACUCUCGCUCCCCUGCGCAGUCCUGGCUUCUUCGCCCUCUGGUCUGCCGCGCGACUGCCGGUAGCCGCCCUGUGCCCGUGCCGCCGCUUUCCUACAGCCGCCUCCUCCGAGAGCCCGGCCCACCCCGCCGUCGCCUGUCUGGUCCGCGGCUGGUUUCUGCACCGCCAGGGUCUAGACGGCUCGGUAGAUGGGCUGGACCUGUGUCUCUCGGUGCAUUAACAGGUCCCAAGUGUGGCACAGGGAGAACUAGUCCAGUCUAGGCAGCUGGGGACCUAGGGCAACCAUCUUGCACAUCCGUGCUAUCACAAGUAAGGAUUUCCGCUGCUCUGAUUGGCUGUGUGGGCCAAACAUUAUUCAUCAGCCUCCAGACUGCCCAGUGGCUCUGCUUCCACUCCUAUCCCUUUUACUUUAGUGGACAUUCACUUAGACUUCCAGAAGCUGGAAGAAGGAAAUGGACUCAGUGGUCAUUGAGGAUGUGGCUGUGGACUUUACCCUGGAAGAAUGGGCUUUGCUGGAUCUUGCUCAGAGGAAACUCUACAGAGAUGUGAUGAUGGAAACCUUCAGAAACCUGGCCUCAGUAGGAGAAAUCUGCAAAUUGUAUGGUGUUGAAGAUCACUAUAAACACCAAGGGAGAAAAGUAAGAAAGCGUGCAGUAGAGAACCUCUGUGAAAGUAAUGAAAGUAAUCAAUGUGGAAAAACCUUCGGCUGGAUUUCAAUUCUUACUGAACACAAAAGAGUUCCUCCUGAAGUGAAUCCUGUAUGCCUUGAGUGUGGAAAAGCCUUCAUGGAUCACUCUUCACUUAAGCAUCAUUUCAGAUUUUACACUGUCCGCGAUACUUACCAGUGUAAGGAAUGUGGAGGAGCCUGCAGUUGUCUCUCUCACCUAACCACUUCCAUGAGAACUCUUACUGGACAGAAACCCUGGAAAUAUAAGGACUCCAUGGUCAUUGAGGAUGUGGCUGUGGAUUUUACCCCAGAAGAGUGGGCUUUGCUGGAUGUUGCUCAGAGGAAACUCUAUAGAGAUGUGAUGAUGGAAACUUUCAAAAACCUGGCCUCAGUAGGUUCAGGUUCUCGAAACCUUAAUGAUAGAGAAAAAUUAUCAAGUGAACAUCUAAUACUACGAUUCAAGAGGAAUGACUCCUGGUCCUCCGUGUUGGGAGAAAUCUGCAAAUUGCAUGGCUUUGAAGAUCAACAUAAAAUCCCAGACAGACAUGUGAGAAGGCAUAUGAUAGAGAACCUUUGUGAAAAUAAUGAAGAUAAUAAAGGUGGAAAAACCUUCAGCUGGAUUCCAAAUCUUACUGUGUUCAAAAGAAUUACUGAGGUAAAACCUUCUGAAUACCAUGAAUGUGGAAAAUUCUUCAUAGAUCACUUAUCACUUAAGCAUCAUAUCAUAUCUCACACUGGAUACAACACCUAUCAGUAUAAUGAACAUGAAAAAGUCUGUAAUUGUUUUUCUUACCUAAGUACUCCUAUGAGAAUGCUUACUGAAGAGAAACCCUGUGAAUGUAAGGUAUGUGGGAAAGGCUGCUUUUGUAUCUCAACUGUUAAGAAUGAUGUGACAACACUCACUGGAGAGAAACCCUAUGAAUGUAAUGGAUGUGGAGAUUUCUGUAGUUUCUCAUCCUUUUGGACACUUGUGAGAGGUCACAAGCAUGAAUAUAAAGGAUACUGGAAAACCUAUUCCUCAUCACUCACUUUACAUAGAAAAUUUUAUAGUGGAGAUAAGCUUUAUGAAUGUAAAGAAUGUGGGAAAGCCUUUAGUCAUUCCUCAUCCCUCAUUAUACAUAUAAGAACUCACAGUGGAGAGAGGUCUUAUGAAUGUAAGGAAUGUGGGAAAGCCUUUCAUCGUUCCACACACCUCACUACACUUACAACAACUCACAGUGGAGAAAGGCCUUAUGAAUGUAAGGGAUCUGGGAAAACCUUUAGUGACGCCUCCUCUCUCACUAAACGUAAAAGAAUUCACAGUGGAGAGAGGCCUUAUGAAUGUAAGGAAUGUGGGAAAGCCUUUAGUUGUUCCUCAAAUCUCACUACACAUGCAAGAAUUCACCGUGGAGAGAGGCCUUAUGAAUGUAAAGAAUGUGGGAAAGCCUUUAGUUGUUCCUCAGCACUCACUACACACAUAAGAACUCAUAGUGGAGAGAAGCCUUACGUAUGUAAGGAAUGUGGGAAAGCUUUUAGUCAGGCCUCACACCUCACUUCACAUAUAAGAACUCACAGUGGAGAGAGGCCUUAUGAAUGUAAGGAAUGUAGGAAAGCCUUUAGAGACGCCUCCUCUCUCACUAAACAUAUAAGAGUUCACAGUGGAGAGAAGCCUUACGAAUGUAAGGAAUGUGGAAAAGCCUUUAGUGUCUCCUCCUCUCUCAGUAAACAUACAAGAAUUCACCGUGGAGAGAGGCCUUAUGAAUGUAAGGAAUGUGGGAAAGCCUUUAGAGACUCCUCCUCUCUCAUUAAACACAUAGGAAUUCACAAUGAAGAGAGGCCUUAUGAAUGUACGGAAUGUGGGAAAGCCUUUAGUGAUUCUUCAUCUCUCAGUAAACACAUAGGAAUUCACAGUGAAGAGAGGCCUUACGAAUGUAAGGAAUGUGGGAAAGCCUUUAGAGACUCCUCCUCUCUCAUUAAACAUUUAAGAAUUCACAGUGGAGAGAGGCCUUAUGAAUGUAAGGAAUGUAGGAAAGCCUUUAGAGACUCCUCCUCUCUAAUUAAACAUAUAAGAAUUCAUAGUGGAGAGAAGCCUUAUGAAUGUAAGAAAUGUGGGAAAGCCUUUAGAGACUCCUCUUCUCUCACUAAACAUAUAAGAAUUCACAGUGGAGAGAGGCCUUAUGAAUGUAAAGAAUGUGGGAAAGCUUUUAUCUGUUCUUCAGCCCUCACUACACAUAGAAGAACUCAUAGAGGAGAGAGGCCUUAUGAAGAUAAGGAAUUUGGGAAAGCCUUUAAUUGUUCCUCUCACCUCGCUACACAUGUAACUCACAGUGCAGAGAGGACUUAUGAAUAUAGUUAAUGUGGGAAAGCCUUUAUUCCUCCAUCCUUAUUGAACAUCAGUAACCUCACAGUGCAGAGAGACCUUAUAAAUAUAAUAAGGGAAAGCUAUUACUGAUAACGCUUAUUUCACAGAACACAAAAGUAUAGUGAAGAGAAACCUUAUGAAUGUAAGGAAUGUGGAAGUCUUUAGUUAUUUUUUUCUCCUCUGUAGACACACUCACUGUGGAGAGAAUCCUUAAUAUAAAGAAUAUACAGAGUCUUCACAUGUCGCUCAUUCUUUGGAAUACAUCUUAGUAGAUAUACUAGAGAAAAGCAAUGUAUGUCUAAUGUUGGAUAGUUUUUAUCUGUUAUCUUUUCACAAACCUGAAAGAGAGGAUACAAGGCAGAGAAAGCAUGUGUGAGAAACGUGAGAUAUUUUUUCUCUCCAUGCUUUCAAAGACAUUGUAAUUCACGUAUAUGGAAAAGUCUUUCCUAGGUAACCCACCUGAACAUGUGAAAAGUUGCACUAGAGAGACAACAUGUAAAUGUAAGGUAACUGGGAACAUCUACACAUCUUUUUCAUUCUUGGACAACAUGUGAGAUAUACUGUGGAUUGAUGCUUUGAAGGUAAAAAUGGAAGCCUUCAGUGUUCCUUUUCACAGAGGACACCCAUGAGACCACACACGCUGGAGAGACCCCGUGACUGUAAACUUCGUAAGAAAGCCUUCAGUCACACUAUUUUCUUUAUAGUGCACAAGGGAAUUUAUACCAGGGAAGGAAUCUUAUCACAGUUACGAAAGUUACAAAUUAUGAAAUUUCAUAUUUUCAUUUUUUGAUGUAAACAUUAAGGUGAUAAAUGUCACUAUAAGUACACUCAGCUGCUGAAAGGUUGGAAUUUUAAACCUCCCUAGUGGCUCCACAGGAGAAAGACCUGGCCAUCUGCUUCCAUAAACAUUACAGCCUGAGAAACUCUUGGGACAAUUGUGUCACAUAGGGUGGUUAUGAGUCAGAAAUGGACUGGAUGGUGCCUAAUAACAAUAACAGUGGUUUCAAUUCUAGGACAUGAAUUUUGAUCAGUAGUGUUUGCAUUUUUAUUCCUUUAUAUACAAAUUCUUAAGGCUAUGUUGUGCCCACACAGAGCCCCAACAUGACCUGGCUGUACUGGAGCUUUUGUCCUGCACAGAUCCAGAGCCUGUGCUCAGGGAUAGAGUUCUGGUUUUGGUAUUUCUGACAGUCCAAGAGUUUGUGCUGGGCCAGGAGCUGAGGCUGCAUUUGCUGGGAUGGGCUGGAAUAGUGGUUACGGCUCUACCUGGUGUGCACAGCCACUGCAGGGCCUGGAGAAGAUGGGAGGCUAGCUAGGGUUCCUGUAUUAGGACACAGUGAGGAUUGUUGGGCCUGGAAGUUUAUCCAGUGCCAUUCUACCAAUGCUGAAGUGGAAUCUGACUCACUGACUCAGGAGCUUAGAAAUCAUGGCCAUAGGUAGGAGAAGCCUUCAAAUUAGACCUUUACUUGACCCAACACUUCCCCUUGUAGACUCAUCAUAUGAAUAUCCCUGGCUGCCAUGAUGGUGCCUUUUGAUAGUUAUGAUGAUAGUGAAAACCAUGAAAGUGUCCACUAGAAAGGGAGUUAAGUUCAUGCCUGGCCAUACAUCAGAAUAUUCUGUAGUCACUAAAAGGGUCACUAUAGGGUCACUGUGAAUUGAAAUCUCAACAGCAGUGGGUUUUUUGUUUAAAUGAGUUUUCAGUAUUUAACAAUGAGACAAUUUUGGAAUAUGAGUUGAUAAAUGCAUUAAGCAUUAUAAUCAUUCACACAAUGAAAGUACAGAAUAGUACCUUUCUUCCCGCCAGAAACGUCCCUCGUGCACUGUGUAGCUUUCUGAUUCUGGCUUUCACUUAGCAUAACGCAUUUGAGAGGAAUCCACACUGAUGCACAUAGUUUGUUUCUCUGUAUUGCUGUACAGUAUUACAUUGUGUAGUUAUACUACAGUUUGUGUAUUCACCAUUUGGAGGACAGGUGUAUUUCCAGUUGUUAUGAAUAAAGAUGAUAUAAACAUUCUUUUGCAGGUUUUAUGUGAACAUAAAGUUUCUAUUUUUCUCAUAUAUGUAUUAAUUUUAUCUUGCGGAAUGUAUGUAGUAGUUUUAAAAUCAUAAUACUAAUAGUAAAGUCGUGUCAUUUAAUGUCCAUGAUACAUUCUGUGAAAUAGGACGUUAUGUGAUUUGGAUGUGCGGACAUGUCUAAAUGACUAGCAAUGGCAUUCACUGAUUUUCCACUUUCAUGUUUAAUAACCUUUUGUUUCACCUCAUAUCGAUUCUUCUCCUUUGCCUCUUGCUGCUGCUAUCACUAGCACUGAUUUUGCUGCAUUUGGGAGCCAUGAUGCACUUCAUGGUAAUUUUGAAAGAAAAUUAGAUAAUGCUACAACACUCAAGAUGCGCAAUCCACGAGAUUGGAUACUGCUGCCUACAAGUCAAAGCAUACACCGUUUUACGGUAAACUUUAUUUGUAAGUAGGGAAAUUUCACAUUAAAAUAAUGAUACAAAGUACGGUCCAUAUAUAAGCUAGUAACGCGUUUAUUAUGAUUAUCGAGACACAUAGAUUACGUAUGUAGUGUACCAUUAAUACACCUGUCAGUGCAAUCACUUUGUACACAAGAGACGGGAGAUACACGUGUUGUGUG
Trichechus manatus latirostris (Florida manatee) is the source of this 5758-nucleotide messenger RNA. Its product is annotated as zinc finger protein 709-like. The coding region runs from base 575 to 3124 and encodes 849 amino acids. The transcript is spliced from 8 exons. Gene Ontology annotation, biological process: regulation of DNA-templated transcription. The record is from RefSeq and is a predicted model, not a curated record. NCBI's taxonomy places the organism in Eukaryota, Metazoa, Chordata, Mammalia, Sirenia, Trichechidae.